Messenger RNA from Salvia hispanica, 2079 nucleotides. It is a transcript of the gene MAP65-1, whose product is annotated as microtubule-associated proteins 65-1. The record is from RefSeq and is a predicted model, not a curated record. NCBI's taxonomy places the organism in Eukaryota, Viridiplantae, Streptophyta, Magnoliopsida, Lamiales, Lamiaceae. Gene Ontology annotation, biological process: microtubule cytoskeleton organization; cytokinesis by cell plate formation. Gene Ontology annotation, molecular function: microtubule binding. Gene Ontology annotation, cellular component: cytoplasm; spindle.
CUCUUUUUCUUCUAUCCUUUGCAUCUCUCUCUCUCUCUCACUCACUCAACCAUCACUCAAGCUACCAUCAAAGUACAGUAGAUCUGAGCCUACAUAUCCCGCUACCCGGCCCGCCUACUACGAUCCGGUUUUCUUUGAACUAGUAGAAUGGAUAUGAAGCAAACCACUUGCGGAUCUUUGCUGCAGCAACUGCAGCAAAUUUGGGAUGAAGUUGGCGAAAAUGACGAAGAGCGAGACAGGAUUCUUCUUCAAUUGGAUCAGGAGUGCUUGGAUGUGUACAAGAGAAAAGUUGACCUGGCUGUGAAAUCUAGAGCCCACCUUCUUCAGACAUUGGCAGAUGCUAGAGUUGAACUCACUAAUCUCUUAUCAGCUUUUGGAGAAAAGACUUAUGUCGGAAUACCUGAGAAGACGUCAGGAACGAUCAAGGAACAACUUGAAGCUAUAGCUCCUGCACUGGAUAAACUAUGGAAACAAAAGGAUGAGAAGAUAAAAGAGUUUUCUGAUGUUCAAUCUCAAAUACAGAAGAUAUCUGCGGAGAUUGCUGGAACUAGUGCCCAGGUUGAGAAUAUCACAGUUGAUGAGUCCAAUCUAUCCAUGAAAAAGUUAGAUGAGUUUAAUGCUCAGCUUCAAGAUCUUCAAAAGGAAAAGAGUGACAGGCUGCACAAGGUUCUUGAAUUUGUCAGCACAGUUCACGAUCUUUGUGCUGUCCUUGGCAUGGACUUCUUUACUACUGUCACAGAAGUGCAUCCAAGCCUGAAUGACGCCACUGGUGUUCAGUCCAAAAGCAUCAGCAAUGACACCCUAGCUGGGCUGGCGAAGACUGUUUUAGCACUAAAGGAAGACAAGAAGCAGAGAUUGCAAAAGCUUCAAGAAUUAGCAACUCAGCUAAUUGACCUUUGGAAUUUGAUGGACACCCCCCCUGAAGAGCGCAGCCUGUUUGACCACGUUACUUGUAAUAUUUCAGCUUCAGUGGAUGAAGUUACUAUUCCUGGGGCUCUUGCUUUGGACCUAAUUGAACAGGCUGAAGUGGAGGUUGAGAGGCUUGAUCAGCUGAAAGCAAGCAGAAUGAAGGAGAUUGCUUUUAAGAGGCAAUCUGAGCUUGAAGAGAUAUUUUCUCAUGCACAUGUAGAGAUUGAUGGUGAGGCAGCUCGAGAAAAGAUUUUGUCACUCAUUGAUUCAGGGAACAUUGAGCCUGUAGAGUUAUUGGCUGACAUGGAUAAUCAGAUACUAAAAGCAAAAGAAGAGGCUUUGAGCAGGAAGGAGAUAUUGGAUAAGGUUGAAAAAUGGAUGUCAGCUUGUGAAGAAGAAAGUUGGCUCGAAGAUUACAAUAGGGAUGAAAACAGGUACAAUGCUAGCAGAGGUGCUCACUUGAAUCUGAAGAGAGCUGAAAAGGCACGCAUCCUGGUUAAUAAGAUUCCAGCCCUAGUAGACAGCUUAGUAGCUAAAACUCGUGCUUGGGAACAAGAUCGUGGCAUUACGUUUACUUAUGAUGGUGUUCCUCUACUUGCAAUGCUAGACGAGUAUGCAAUGCUCAGACAAGACAGGGAGGAGGAGAAGAAGAGAAUGCGGGAUCAGAAGAAGUCCCAUGAACAGUUCACUAAAGACCCGGAAGCAUUUAGCACAACGCCAAGCCCAGCUCGACAGCCUAGCACGAAGAAGGCGGUGGGCCCACGUGCCAACGGAAGUGCCAAUGGAAGCUCCACUAGGCGUCAUUCGCUUAACUCUCACCAGAAUGGUUCGAGGUCUAUAAACAGAGAUGGGAAGAGAGACACGAGGCAGGUCACCCCAGUGAACUACGUGGCCAUGUCGAAAGAGGAUGCAGCAUCCCACAUCUCUGGGACGGAUACCCUGCCCGCCACACCAUAGGUGUUCAAAUCAAAACGUGUUGUUUAAUAAUAUAUAUGUAUAAUGUAUGUUGUUGAGAUACCGGAGUAGUGAUGAUACUUGUUAGUGAUUUGAGGGUAGAGUCUGCAUGAGGUGUAUGUUUUUAUAAGGAGGCUAACUGCUAGUACUUGAUAAUGUUCUUAGGCGGUUAUUAAUAUGAAAUAAAUAAAGAGCAUGACAGAGUGAGUGAGUUUA